Messenger RNA from Stegodyphus dumicola, 1674 nucleotides. RefSeq lists its product as uncharacterized. The record is from RefSeq and is a predicted model, not a curated record. Lineage: Eukaryota; Metazoa; Arthropoda; Arachnida; Araneae; Eresidae.
AACUUCAACUCGGUCAAAGCCUGCAGGGCGGAAGCAUCCUGUGAUCGGAGUUCCACCGAACCGCCACUUGUUUCGACAACGGUAAACUUCAGCUGAAAGACGUGGCGAUUGAAGUUUCCGGAUAACAAGAUCCCAAAUCACUCAGUUCCGUCUCUUCAAGUGGCAGCUAGGUGGAUGUAGCGAACUAUUCCCUUGUCAAUAAAGUGAUCUCUUUGUGACUGGAUACGCGGGACAGAAGGAUUUUCCUAACACAGUGUGAUUGUGGAUUUGCAACGGAUUUGAGGCGAAGCGGAAAAUAUGAGAAGAUUACGUUUAAAGAACUUGGUGUAUAGCUUAUUGCUAAUAAGCAUAGUCCUAAAAAAUGUUCCCCAUGCAACUGCUGCCAAACCUGGAACAGCUAAAACAACCAAAUCUCCCGCAAAAUCGACAACUUCAACAAUGUCGACGAAAGGUGUGACUCGCUCUACAACCAUUAAAUCAAGCUUCUCGAGCUACAUCUCGUCCCAAAGGAAAUAGUUCGGCAAAGAAAACCACUACUACGACGACGACAACAACAACGACUACUCCUGCAUCAGCAGAAGCAGCUCUUGAACAAGUUAUGAAACUGCACUACGGAGGAUCUUCCUCAUCUCUAAAAAAGAAACAGAACAACAAAGCAGCAGCAUCUACAACUACCCUGUCACCCAUCGAUAUUAUGAAUAAAAUUUAUCAAACCCAUGGUAUGGCUUCACAUGGCAUGUCUUCAUAUUCUUCAAGUAGUUACACAUCACAUUCUCAUUCGUCUACGGAAAAGAAAAAAGAGCACUCACCUUCAAUGGAUGAUAUUUAUCGUUUACAUGCUUUAGCAAUAGCUCAAGCGCCUCAUACUAAUACGAGAAAGACAACAGUGGAAGCAAGUUCGACUACGAAAAAGCCAUAUCAAACUUCAUCAGACACAAAUCACCAAUCUCAUUCAGGAUCUAAUUCAAUGGAGCACAUUUACCAACAACAUUCUUCACAUCCCUCAUCGAUGCAUCACAUUAUGUCACAGCAUUCCGUGCAGUCACACAGCUCCUCGCGGCCUCAGAAGACAUCAAGCUCUUCAUCUCAAGAAAGUUCAUCAUCGCCCCUAUCUACACUGAUGCAGCCACUUCUGAAACAACUUACACCUGUUGGAGCUGGUAUUAGUGUUGUCUUAGCUCCUCUGUUGUUAUUUAAUGGCUUCUUAACAUUUUUUAGCAACAUGAGUCGAUUUCUGAAUAAUUUUGCUCAAACAAUCCUUCCUGUAAGAAGACCUUUAGGUCAGCCAAAUCAAAAUCAAAAUUACUUUCAAAACCUGGGACCAGCCCAUCUUAAAAGGCAACCAAGAGACUGGCUUGAGCAUUUGCAAAAUCUAAAAGAUAUAAAUGACUUGACAGAGCUUAUUUUGAAAGCUAUUAAAGAAGCAGAAAUGGAAUAACUUUAAUUUAUUUACUUGCAUUUCUUUUACACAAACAGAUAGUGCCAUGAUGUAUUUCCCUUCAUGAAACGAAAGCUAUACUUGAAAAUUCAGAUUGAUUCUGCGAAAUACCUUUGAAUAUCUUUUAAAAAGUGAAUGUCUUUAAAUAUUUAAUGUUAUUUAUAUAUACAUAUUCGUCCUAUAAUUUAUGAAUGUAUUUAAUUUUAUUACUCUUACCAUUAAAAUAAAAUAAUUUA